AUGGCUAAGACAAGGAGUAUGACUAGAAAUCAGAAUCAUGAUGAUGGAUCUAGCACUAAGAAGAUCAAGACUUGGGAUAAUGGUGGUGUGGCACCUUGGUUAGACCUUAACCAUGAUGUGCUCUUUUUAGUUAUGAUGCGACUUGGAAUUGUUGAUUUUUUUGCAUUCAGUGGAGUUUGUAAGUCUUGGAGAUCGCUCUCACUCUCUAACAAGAAAAGGUUUAUGGCAUCGAAACCACCCAUAUUGAUGCGUAUCUCUACUCGUGGUAAUGAGAAAGAGUGUUGUUUAAAGGACUUUGAAGGAAGAAAACUCAAAACCAUAAUUCCCCAUUCUGAAAGGUAG
Messenger RNA from Lactuca virosa, 342 nucleotides. NCBI's taxonomy places the organism in Eukaryota, Viridiplantae, Streptophyta, Magnoliopsida, Asterales, Asteraceae. The record is from the annotation of a GenBank genome assembly.